UUUUGAAAAUUUAAUGAAUUAUAUUUUAUGGAACGUUUUACUGUUACAGUAUUAUUGCAGUUAACUUUAUCGAAUUUAUUCUGUAAAAGCUUUAAAUUAUUAUUCAACAAAACAAUUUAUUUUUAAUUAAAAUGUUACUAACCUCAAAGUUACAUAGAUGGAUUUGAAAAUAUUAUAAAAAAUAUUUGUCACUGCAGUUCAUAUAUGUGUAUAAGUUUUUAUAGAAUUACAGAAUAAUUUUUAUAAGUUUUGCUAUAUUAUCAAUAUUUUGAUCAAUGUAAGUAUUUAUCGUUUAAAAGCUUGAAAAACGUAAACAAAAUUAUUCAGGAAACUGUUCGUGUUAUACAGGACGUCAGUACCGUUACUUACACGUAAUUUUAAAGGUGUUAUUGAUAUUAGUUUCUCUCUUUCAUUAAAGUAAUUCAAAAUUAUUUUUUAUUUUUAGGAUUUCAACAAAUACUUUUUUUUAAUGAAAUGUUUAUUGAAAAAAGAAAAGAAUUCAAUUAUGAAGUUUAAUGUUUUUGCGUUUAAUUAAAAUUAUGUGACUUUGUUUUCCUUUAAUUUAUUUUUUAAGUCAACAUAGAACGUUACUAUGCACAAGGUUUUAUAGAGAUCAUUGACGCGAAUGAAAUAAGUACACAGUCACGCACAUAAGAUUUGCAGAUUUAACGUUUGAAAAUAUUUAAAAACGAAUAUAUUAAUAUGUGUACUUCAAUUAAAAAUAAGGACAAUAAUACAAGCAAAGAUGUAUUGGAAGCAUCAAAAAAGGUUUCAAUGGAUUGUUUAAAAUGGUUAUUUAUUCAGAUCCAUAUGAUAUUUGAUAUUUUUGUGGAUAUACUUUUCGGAUUUUUUUACGAUGGUAAGGUACGAAGAGUACCACCAGUAAAAAAUAAUUUACUGUUAAUGAGUGCAUCAGAGUUGGCUCAUAAAAUCAGAACAAAGGAGGUAUCAUCUUUGGAAGUUGUUACAGCAUUCAUAGAAAGAGCGAAAGAAGUAAAUGAACUAAUAAAUGCUGUCGUAGAGGAUAGAUAUUCUGAUGCUUUGGAAGAAGCUAAAGCAGUAGAUAAAUUGCUACAAACAUUGGAAAAUGUUGAUGGAAUAAAAAAGGAACAACCUUUCUUAGGAGUUCCUUUUACGACAAAAGAAAGCAUUGAAGCUAAAGGUAUGCUUCAUACCAUGGGUUUAACAAACAGAUAUGAUUAUCGUUCUCAAGAAGAUGCAACUGUAGUUUCCUUAGUAAAAAAUGCAGGUGGAAUCUUAAUAGCAAAAACAAAUAUUCCUGAAUUGAAUUUGUGGACAGAAUCAAGGAACAAUGUGUAUGGACAAACUUGUAAUCCAUAUAACACUACUAAGAAUGUUGGUGGGAGUAGUGGUGGAGAAGGUGCAAUAACAGCUGCUUGCGGAAGUGCAAUGUCUAUUGGUAGUGAUAUUGGUGGUUCCACUAGAAUGCCAGCUUUUUUCAAUGGAGUUUUUGGACACAAACCAAGUGAAGGUUUAACACCACUGAAAGGUAUUGGACUUCGACAAAUGGACUAUCCGAAUUCAAUGGCAGAAGCAGGUCCAAUCUGUAGAAAGUCGGAAGAUCUAAUACCUCUCUUAAAGGUUCUAAUCGGAAAGAAAGCAUCUCUUCUACAACUUGAUACACCAGUUGAUGUAAAACAAAUUAAAAUUUUUUAUCAAGAAAGUUCAGGUGAUUUGAGAGCAAGUAAAGUAAAUUCAGAAAUGAAGACUGCCCUUUUAAAAGCUGUAUAUCACUUUAAAGAAAUUACUGGAUCUGCAACAAAAAUAAAAAUACCUGGUUCUGAAUACAGUUAUCGUUUGUGGAGGUUUUGGAUGUCUCAAGAGAAUCUAGAUUUUAAAUUAAGUAUAACAAAUGAAAAGUAUCGUGCAAAUGCCAUUACAGAAAUUUCGAAAUUGGUAACUGGAAAGUCUGAAUUGACACUAGCCGCCAUUAUGAAGUUAAUUGACGAAGAUAUAUUACCAAAAGAUAAUCUUGAAUGGGCAAUGAAUGUAACUGCAAACAUGAAAAAAUAUUUAUUGGACAAAUUGAAAGACGAUGGAGUCUUAUUUUAUCCAUCUUCACCAUUUCCAGCUGGCUAUCACUACACAGCUUAUUUGAGACCCUUCAAUUUCGGUUAUUGGUGUCUCUUUAACGUCCUUAGGCUUCCAACUUGUCAAGUACCACUUGGAUUAGAUAAAAAUGGAUUACCUCUUGGGGUACAGGUUGUAGCAGCUCCAUAUAAGGAUCAUUUAUGUCUAGCCGUAGCACAAGAACUGGAGAAAGCAUUUGGUGGCUGGGUAGCACCUGCUUAGUUGCUUAAAAUAUAAACAUUACAAAAAUAAUCUGUGUUAAAGAAGACGGAUAGUGAUGUUAUGUGGUGAUAAUUAUUAUUAAUAAUGUAACAAUGCUACACUAACCAUUAUUUUAUAUACUAUUACUGAUAUAGGUUACGAACACAUCAAUGAUUUAGAAUUUUUAAAUUUAUUUUUCACUUUAAUUACCUGUUAACAGCUACUCCAUAAGUUGUAAUGAUAUUAUUGUCUAAAAAUAAAGAGCUGUUAAUUGUA
Nomia melanderi (Alkali bee) is the source of this 2568-nucleotide messenger RNA. Its product is annotated as fatty-acid amide hydrolase 2. Gene Ontology annotation, cellular component: endomembrane system. The record is from RefSeq and is a predicted model, not a curated record. NCBI's taxonomy places the organism in Eukaryota, Metazoa, Arthropoda, Insecta, Hymenoptera, Halictidae.